Molecule: messenger RNA, 1895 nt
Organism: Penaeus vannamei (Pacific white shrimp)
Lineage: Eukaryota; Metazoa; Arthropoda; Malacostraca; Decapoda; Penaeidae
Source: RefSeq, a predicted model, not a curated record
AUGUCAAAUCAAUAUCCCUCUGAGCAACAAAUUCAGACACGCGAUAUUAUUGAGAGUAACAUUUAUCACUGUUUUCAGUCCUUGUUAAAGGAUGUGGAUGCAUUGGUGUAUGUAGACACAGAUGUGAUGUUUCUUGCACCUUUAGAAGAGCUUUGGAAACACUUUAGUGCCAUGAAUGCAUCACACAUGGCGGCAAUGGCUCCAGAACAUGAAGAUUUAGCCACGGGGUGGUAUAACCGGUUUGCCAAGCAUCCCUAUUAUGGUAGAUUAGGUGUGAACUCGGGAGUGAUGCUGAUGAACCUUACUAGACUCCGAAAAUUUGGAUGGGAGGAGUAUGUGGUUCCAAUCUACAAGCACUACAAGCUGGCUAUAACAUGGGGUGACCAAGACAUCAUUAAUAUUAUCUUUCACUAUCAUUCAGACAAGCUCUAUGUUUAUGGCUGUGAGUACAACCUUCGACCAGAUCAUUGUAUGUACAUGAGUGUAUGUAAAGCAGCUGAGAAGCAUGGAGUUUUUGUCCUGCAUGGAAACAGAGGAACUUUUCAUAGUGACAAACAACCAGCUUUUCGAGCAGUGUAUCGUGCUUGGGAGGAGUAUAAACUUGGUGACGAUCUGAGGCAGAACCUAUACUACCCAAUGCAGCGUUAUCUCAUCAAAACCACCAACACAAACUGCGGGAAGAUCCACAGUGCUUACCUAAAGGCACUGGGGUCUCUGGUGAGGCUUAGAUGACAGGGGUGAAUGUAGUGUUUUCUACUUUUGUAUAUAUUCUUGCUGUGUAGCCUUUAUCUUUCUAUCUUUGAUAUAGAUUAUUUGUUGAUGGGCAGCUUACAGAAAUUAUCAUAUUUAUUAUUAUUACCUGUUGAUCAGGACUCAAAAACAUUUUUGUGUGUACAGUAAAAGAAUAGUUAUUUUUCUUUCUUUCAUAUCUUUACUUUUUAAGUUGGUACCAAAGCCAUGGUUAGAAUGAUUUUUUUGCAGCUUGUUACAAGUACUGCAGCUGAUCUUGUCAUAUCUAAAACAUCAAAAGUAAAAAAAUGAGGUGUUGAUAUUUACUUAUAGUUCAUAAGUAAAUAUGUAUAUAUAUAUACGGAAAAAAAGGUUUUCUUUACUAAGGAGAGAGAUUAUGUUGUGGACUAAUUAUGUCAAUCUCAUUUUCAAGGUUUAGAAAAAUAUGCUUUAGAAAAAUAUGAUCUUUCAUUUGAAAUGUCUUAGUACUUUCAACUGAUACAGGAGAGACCUUUCUUUCAAAGAACAUAUAAUUGCAAUAUCUUUAGAGUAUACAAUAUGUAUAAGGCAUAUUGUAGCAAAUAUAUUUUAACAAAUGAUUUCCACAUACAGAACCAUGGAAAGUAUGAAAACUCUCAGGCCUUUUCCACACAGUGGUUUGUGUCCACUGACUUGCUAUGUGUACCAGCCUACCACAUGCUCGAGUAUGCAAGACUGUAAAAAGCAAUGUUGCUGUAUGGGACAUUAUAGGAGAGAUUGAUGUGUUACUUGAUUAUGAUCCACUAUUUUUUUUCUUUAUUUCUUUUGAUUCCUUUACUGUUUACAUCACAGAGGAAGUUACAAGGACCUUAUUCAGUUACAGAAGGCUUGCAUUCUUACCUCUAGGGAGCCUGCGGAUAUAUGUGAGUGUGCUGGGAAGCUCAAUAUAUAUGCAAAAGUCAAGAAUAUGCCUUAAAGUAAAUUUCACUCCAUAGAAACUUAACCCACUGUUGACAGGAUGGCAAGAAUACAUUUCAAGUCCAGAGUGUCAUCUUUUUUAAUAUGUCUUUAACCCAUCAGCGACGGGUAAAAAUUUUGUAAGGUUUACGUAUGCACCGGCUUGUUGGCACGCACUGGCAGUUUCCCCUGUUUGCGCCCGGCUCAAUCGGUAGUUUGCGAGCGACAUA